AUGGGUCCUCACGACCAUCUGCAUGCCAGGACGCAGCAGCAGCAACAGCAACAACAUCGCGAAGCACUUCGCCUCGCGUUAGGGAGCAUCCUUGCCUCCGUGAGCCCAUCUUCUACCUUUGAUGACGCUGAUUGUUUCAUGGCGUUUGUGAUUCUGAACAAGAAACGUCCGCCUUUCAAUCCCCCGUCGCGCUCGUCGUCGGGGGCCUGCACCCCCGCGUUCGGGAUGUCCUCUGGUGCCCACACCCCCGCGAAUACGCCGCCGGUGACGGGCUACUAUCCUCUCGCCCACGGACCCAACUCGUCAGAGUACCUCCACCCUCAUCAUGCGUAUCAGCACCACGGGCACGCCCCGUUGCCCCCUUCGAGGCUGGGUCGCUCGAGUUCUUCAAACUCGCCCACUGAGAGUGCCAUCCCAUCUUCGUCGAGCUCUGCCCACCCGUCACCGAGACCUGGGGCAACAGGAUCUGCCGACCCAGUACCCCUCCCUUUCGACCUUGAGCCUCUGCCUCCAGCUGCCGUCCAUGCAACACCAUCACCGACGGACGAUACCAAGCCUGUUCGGCCGUCCAUCUCGCCGUUACACUCCGAUCAUGGAAGUGGGAGCGAGGGUGAAAGCGGGAGCAGCUCGCAGACUGGAGCGGGCACUCCACGAGCCAAGUUCUUGCAGACGUUGCAGUCGAAGAGCGCCUGGGACGCACUCAUCCACGGAUCCUUCUCUUGA
Molecule: messenger RNA, 723 nt
Organism: Cyclocybe aegerita
Lineage: Eukaryota; Fungi; Basidiomycota; Agaricomycetes; Agaricales; Hemipholiotaceae
Source: the annotation of a GenBank genome assembly